AACUGAAAUACCAACGAGAAAACGGCAUUCGAUUAAGCAGUUCUGAAAAUUCUUUCUCAACUCGUUUUCAGUUUUAGUCUUCUUCUUCCCUCAUCAACACGCUUCACCAAAAUCCAAUUUCAAUUUCAAUAUUUAUAUGUAAACAACACCACCAACAUUCCUCUCAAAUUCCGCACUCCCUCACCAUGGCGGGUGCACACUCUUCUCAUCAUCACAGACCGCCCACCACCGCCACCUCUUCCUCCCGUCUCCUCCUUCUCCUCACCGUCCUCCCCCUCACCCUCGCCGCAUUCGCUUUCAUCCUCCAAUGGCGCGGCGGAGUCACCGAUCCUGUCACCCGCUGGUCACCCGAUCAACACCUCUUCCCCGGUAUGUCAAUCUCUAGCCACCAACAACAAUCGAAAACUCGUUCACGUUCCGAUUGUUCCAAUCUUUUCCCCGGUUCUCAUUCCCCUUCUUUCCCUUACUUCCGUGAUUGGAAACUCGAUUACUCCUCCGAUCUUUCCCCUAAGAUAUGUAUUACAACGAGUACUUCCGCUGAUUUGGAGCAAACAUUGCCAUGGAUCUUUUAUCAUAAAGUUAUGGGAGUUUCUACUUUUUUCCUUUUCGUUGAAGGGAAAGCUGCAUCGCCUAAUGUAUCUAGAGUUUUAGAAAGCAUUCCGGGGGUCAAAGUUAUAUAUAGAACAAGAGAAUUAGAGGAGCAACAAGCUAAAAGCCGUAUAUGGAAUGAAACUUGGUUGGCAAGCUUCUUCUACAAACCGUGUAACUAUGAGUUGUUUGUGAAGCAAUCUUUGAACAUGGAAAUGGCAAUUGUCAUGGCAAGGGAUUAUGGCAUGGAUUGGAUCAUCCAUCUGGAUACUGAUGAACUGAUACAUCCAGCAGGAACUCAGGAAUACUCAAUGAGACAGUUGCUAUCUGGUGUGCCUGGGGAUGUUGACAUGGUUGUUUUUCCAAAUUAUGAAAGCAGUGUUGAGCAAGACAAUAUCAAGGAGCCUUUCAGUGAGGUAUCAAUGUUCAAGAAGAACUAUGAUCACCUUCCAAAGGAUGUGUAUUUUGGAAAUUACAAAGAAGCAACUCGUGGCAAUCCAAACUAUUUUCUAACUUAUGGAAAUGGGAAAGCAGCUGCCAGGGUUCAGGAUCAUCUCCGUCCUAAUGGUGCACAUAGAUGGCACAACUAUAUGAAGACACCUAAUGAGAUCAAGUUGGAAGAAGCUGCUGUUCUGCAUUACACUUACACCAAAUUUUCUGAUUUGACUUCAAGACGUGAUCGGUGUGGCUGCAAGCCUACAAAAGAUGAUGUAAAAAGAUGUUUCAUGUUAGACUUUGACAGAGCUGCGUUCAUAAUUGCUUCAACUGCUACGGAGGAAGAAAUGCUUCAAUGGUACCGUGAACACAUUGUGUGGACAGACAAAGCACUAAAGAUGAAACUUAUUAGAAAAGGCAUCUUAUCUCGCAUUUAUGCUCCCAUGGUAAAAUUCAUUUCCUCAAAUUUUCUUUCUGGUUUCUACUCAAGCGAUUUAUACUGUUACUUUACAGUUCUUAGAGAACGUCCAAACUUUUCUUCCAAAACAUUGCUUUUGCAGGUCAUUAUGCAAAGUUUGAGAGAAUCUGGUGUUUUUAGCUCGGUGAUUGCGAAAGCUGCUCAGACAACAAUAUCAAAAGACAAAUUUUUAAAGUCUGUUGAGAGUAGCAAUUCAACUAGGAAUGACAGAUCAGAAAUGAUAUCUUCUAGAAAAAUUGACGCUGGUGGAGUAUCCCAAACAAUUGCAAGAAGAAUCUUGGAGGUUAUAGAUGAUUCAAUUCCCUCUGCAAUUCCACCAUUAUCUCCACCCAGCUAUGAUGAUGCUGACUUCCAUACGUCCUAGAUUUCGACUGACUCCUUGCCAUGGCCAUAAAUUCUGGAGAUUUUUUUAAAAGAGGCAACGAUAGAAGCACGGCUGUCAUGAUGGGCAUAUCAGUUUUAGGAUUCAUGGGUUUUUUCCCGAUCAUUACCCAAGCGCUUAUGUAAAUUUCAGGUAUAGAGUGUAGGCUUAGUGUAGGUAUCAUACAGGGCAGACUUUUCUAUCUGCUCAUUAUUCUUUUCCUAUUUCUUCUGGGCAGAUUGGCUGCUAUUGUAAUGGAAACCAGAGGCCUAUUCUAUUUUUUGUUCAUACACAUUGAGAGAGGCAUGCUAUACAUUAUACAUACAGGUUGAGAUUAUCUCCCCCAGUUGGAAAAAGGAGAAAUGAUCCAUACAAUGAAAAUGAUAUCUUGCCAAUUUUUGUAGGCAUUGGAAUUGCUUCAA
Molecule: messenger RNA, 2284 nt
Organism: Lathyrus oleraceus (garden pea)
Lineage: Eukaryota; Viridiplantae; Streptophyta; Magnoliopsida; Fabales; Fabaceae
Product: glycosyltransferase-like At2g41451
Exons: 10
Coding region: 186-1865 (559 amino acids)
Biological process (GO): cellulose biosynthetic process; response to abscisic acid
Source: RefSeq, a predicted model, not a curated record